CUUCCCCUAUGAAAGUGUCAGGAAGUGGUCUCGCACCUUUGAGUUGUGUCAGUCGCACACAAGCAGCAAAAAAAGAAUGUCCGCUCAAGGAGAGACUAUGUUCGAGCCCUCGGGUUCCGAUUGGUCUACUCAACCACCGCCCCCGCCGUACGAUGAAUCGGUACAGCAGGAGCCGCCACCCUACUCCCAAGACUUGUUAGAAGACGGCGAGCCCAAAGAUGAAACGACAGGAGCCCAAGCGAUGGAAGGAGACGAGUCCUCCCCUGAUACCAAACCGGAGGAUCAGGCGGAGGACGUCCCACUGGCCGAGACGUCGGCUUUCGAAGACAAGACAGUCAGGAGGGCGUUUGUUCGGAAGGUUUUCUGCAUCCUGACGCUGCAGCUGGUGUUCACGUUCAGCGUGGUGUCCGUGUUCACCUUCUCCAAGGUUGUGAAGAAGGCGGUGCAGAAAAACAUUUGGGUCUACGUCAGCUCUUUCAUCAUCUUUGCCCUGGUCACCGUCACUCUCAACUUCGCAAAGUCCCUCCGGCGGAAAUACCCCUGGAACAUCAUCGCUCUGGCCACCGUGACGCUGAGCCUGUCGUACGUGGUGGGUACCAUGGCCUCCUACCACGACACCCGCGCCGUGAUUAUCACCAUGGCAACCACCUUGGCCAUCUCCCUCACCAUCAUCGCCUUCUCAGCACAGACACGCUACGAUUUCUCCUGCUGUUAUGGCCUUCUGCUCAUCCUGGCGGUGGACUUGUUGAUGUUCGGCGUGUUCAGCAGCUUCUACUACUUGCACAUCGUUCAAGUUUGUUACGGGUGUUUGGGCGCCCUGCUCUACUCUCUGUUCCUGAUGGCCGACUGCCAGUUGAUGAUGGGCGUACUGAGCUACCGCCUGGACCCCGAGGAGUAUGUGACCGCGGCGCUCGUGAUCUACCUGGACAUCAUGCUCAUCUUCAUCUACCUGAUGAGCAGAAACUGAAACGCACGCAAACAUCACCACCUUCUCCUGGCCUUCCAGUCUUCCAGUCUUCCUUUUUCAGGCUUCAUUUGGCUACUUCUCAACAGUAAUUACAGCAUUCAUGAAUGCAUCACAGCAGACAUUUGUGGCUGUGACGAAUGGUUCAUCAAGGUUCCUGAAAUUAGUCAAAGGGACCAAAUACAUCCAACUGAAAAUCAUUCAUGUCAUUUUUAAGCUUACAUUUAUAUCUUAUACGUCAACUAAUGCUCUAUGUUUACAUGAAUCCAAUAAAGUUAGGGUUUCCAAAAUACGGUUUCAAGCUUGUGGUGAAGGUUUAAAAGUAGGGUCAGUGUUUCAAGACAGGAAUAGUAGUUCAAAGUCUGUUUUCAAGACUGAGGGUUUCAAACUAGGGUUAGGGUUUUAAAUUAGUUUUAAACCCGGCUCAGUAUUUCCAAAUCUGUCUUCAAGGCUGGGAUAGUGUUUGAAAUUAGGGUUAAGGAUUCACUUAAAGGCUUGCCGCUAGUGUCAGGAAUUCAAAUUGGGGUUUUAAGAUGCUUUAAGGAUUUCAAGUUAGGGUUUCAAGCCUGCAUUUGGGUUUGACACUAAGGUUAAGCUUUCAAGCUGGGGUUUGAAAGUCAGGUUUCCAGUUUGGCUCAGGGAUUCAAACUAGGGUUACGGUUUCAAAUGACGGUUUGAAGCUAGGGUUGGGAAGGUUUCAAGCCUGAGUUAAGACUUAAAGUUAGGGUUUCAAGCUGGUCUUAGUGUUUCCAAGUCAGUUUUCAAGCCUGAGUCUGGGUCUCAUUUGAGCGUUUCAAAUGAAGGUUUGAAGCGAGGGUUGGGAAGGUUUUGAGCCGUCAAGUUAAGGUUAAGGUUUCAAGGUUAAGGUUUCAAAGGUUUCAAACUUUAGGGUUUCAAAGUCGGGUUGCCAGUCUGGCUCAGGGUUUCAAACUAGGGUUAGGGUUCGAAAUGAUGGUUUCAAGCUACGAUUAGGGUUUGAAAUUCCCGUUUUAGGACAGGGCGAGCGUUUCAAAGUCUGGUUUCAAGCCUGAGUUACGAUUUACCGAUAGGAUGAGGGUUUCACAAGGGUUAGGGAGUCAAAUGUUCAAUUUCAUAAAUCCGCACAAUAAAUUGUCACAAUCCCCACAAGAGUUUAUCUAAAAAGUCUACACCGCCCUUUUCAAAUGCAAGUUUUUUUGUGAUUUAAAAAAAAAAAAAAAAGAAUCAUACGAAAAUAAAUAAUUUACAAACAUUUUCCACCUUUAAUGUGUACCAACAGUAAAUCCUAUUUCACAUGCGUACUGAAAUAUUUUGGACGAUAACAGUUGAAUUUAUCGUGACAUUCCUUCAUGUGAGGCACAUUAGUAAGCAGUAAAAAGUUCAAAAACAACAUCACGCUGUUCCAUGAAGACACGUUCACAAUCACCGUUGAGGUCACCAUAGGGAGGCGUAGUUGAAGUGUACCCGCAGUAGGUAGCGCAUGCGCGUCUGAGCCGGGUUGUACACAAUGAACUCGUUGUACAGCAGCGAGUAAGUGCCACCCAUGGACGACCCGGCCGUCCUCGGGGUCAUCUUCACGCCGGGACCCAUCGGGACCGUCACGCCGUUACUGAAAAACGUCAAAGAAUGAAUGAAUGAACACUUCGGUUAUGUCCAUAUCUAAGGAAUUUCCAUAAUGUCCCCGAGUCAAAUUGACCCAGGGAAAUUAUUGCUGUUCCUAGGAAAUCAAUGUAACUGAGGGGUUCAAGACACUAAAAGGUCAGUGGAACAUAAUUUCCGUUUCACUGGGUCAAA
Phycodurus eques (leafy seadragon) is the source of this 2737-nucleotide messenger RNA. Its product is annotated as protein lifeguard 1. The record is from RefSeq and is a predicted model, not a curated record. Gene Ontology annotation, cellular component: endoplasmic reticulum; Golgi apparatus; membrane. The transcript has 6 exons. Gene Ontology annotation, biological process: negative regulation of apoptotic signaling pathway. NCBI's taxonomy places the organism in Eukaryota, Metazoa, Chordata, Actinopteri, Syngnathiformes, Syngnathidae. The coding region runs from base 77 to 967 and encodes 296 amino acids.